This is a messenger RNA of Acanthopagrus latus (yellowfin seabream), 2368 nucleotides long. It is a transcript of the gene c7h1orf174, whose product is annotated as chromosome 7 C1orf174 homolog. The coding region runs from base 160 to 771 and encodes 203 amino acids. Lineage: Eukaryota; Metazoa; Chordata; Actinopteri; Spariformes; Sparidae. The transcript has 4 exons. The record is from RefSeq and is a predicted model, not a curated record.
AGGAAAUAAAUUCAGUGAGGUCAUGACGUCGUCUAUCGCUGAAUUACAGAUGUCGUUAGUAGCUAGCCGACACCGAUUUACCUGAAGGCUAAUAACGGAAAAUAUCGUUGACACUCUUAAUACCAGGGUCGCUGGAAAACAGAAGCGCCACGUCGGCAAAUGAUACACAAGAUGCCCGGUCAACUAGGCAGCUUGAAGCCCAGAAAGAGAAAGAUCAACUCUGAGGCCAAAAGCUCCAGAAAGGCUUCUUCUUCGAGGAGGAGGUGUAUGAAAAGUCCAAAGAUGCACUCGGCAGCAGACAGCGGCGCGGCGGCCAGUGGGCACAGUAAAGCAGACGGUCCUCAGGAGAGACUCUCCCACAUCAGCUGUGAGUGCCACCAGUCUGCAGGCAGGAGGAGGUGUACGGGGUCGCCGGAGCUCGAAGGACAGGAGGGCAAAGAAAAUGAGCUGAGGUCGGGACUGGAUGUAGACGACUGCAGAGUGAACGGCGUCUCGGACAAACAGGACCCUGAGGACAUGGACUGUGAGGAAACCAACAAAAACCUCUUCCCAGAUGACGACAGCAAUCAGAUUCUUCCUGUGGAGCAGUUCUUUGGAAACCUGGACACCGUACAGGACUUUCCUCAGAGGCCAUCAGCGUCUUCUUCCCGCGUCCGGAGGCAAGGCAGGAGACGGUAUUACUACGCCCCAGAGGACAGCGAUGAAGAGGAGGUGGGCAGCAGCAGCAGCAGCAGCGACACUAUGCAGCGCGACGACAGAGGGGACACUUAGUGAGGAGCGACUGCAUUAAUGACUGUGUUGGACUCCCAGUUGUGCUUCUCAGCACUAAAGAAAAAAAGCAGCCAGAUUAAACUACACAGGCUGCAUUCAGUCAGCGCUAAAACAAGUCACAAAUAAGAAGCCGCGUGUGACAAUGCUCGCAAUUCACCAGGGAUGAACUUGCACUCUGUGAGGUGAGUAACCGAUGAAAUUAAUGCAGCUGAAUCUGCAGUUAGCCGACCGUCCUUUACAGACAAGCUGACAUUAUGUGGGUGUACUGCAUCUGCCUUAAAGCUGUUGCUGUGAACACAGCUCAAUAACUUGAGCACCACAGAAGUUUGCCAAAUUAAUUUAUGAUACUAACAAUUUUGAAAAGAAGUUCUUGAUAGUAAACUGUUCAUUUUUGACUUGCUAAGAACCGUCCAAACACAUAAAACUGUAUUCAUUUAUUGCUGAACUUGUGGUAACAACGGUGCCCCUCCAGUUCAGUCAGCAUCUGUCCUACCUGGAGUGUUUUGGCACAGCACUUUAAUAAGACAAAUCAGUCCACAUUUGCAGACUGAGAUGAACGUUGAGAGAUGACAAAUAGCGCUGUAUUUAAGGAGACAUAUUGUGCUCAUUUUCAUAGGAUCAUCAUCAAACACUCUCUAUUUUACCUCCUGACUCUUUAAGGUCCCCCACAACAACAGAGCAGCUGUGCUAAAUCAGUUCUUGCGUACAAAACUAGCCACUAGUCCUGAAUUAGGCAAAUGUUUGACUGUGACAUAGUGCGAUGUCAGAAAGUCACUGAGUAAGUACUGAUGAGGCGUUUCAGGAGCAGUGUUUUUGUGGGAUAGAGGAGCAUCUGUUGGUGUGGACUUUAACCAUUCUAACUUGCAAGUUCUUUUAAAAUGUAUGAACACAUAUUAAAAAAGCAUAAUAGGUCUCCUUUACAAUAAUUUUAAAAAGCUAAUGUAAUUUUAAAAAAAGGUAUUUUUCACACAAAUGUACAAAUGAGAUAUUAUAAAAUGCAACAGCAUUCAUGUUCUGGCUUCAGACUAUAUAAACAUGAGAAACAAGUGUGUCAGAGCAGUUUCAUGAUGAAAGUUUUGAAUAUCACACAUUCAUUGUAGAAGCUGAAUGAGCCAUCGUUCACCAAGUAUCUCAUAUUCCUCCUCGACACAUCUUUGUGUGCUCAGUUUUAUGGCAGCUGUUUUCCCAGACUGAUUUGCAAACGUGAGAAAAUUUUAUAUGAAAAAAAUGUAAUAUUUAAAACACAAACUAAAGAGGGUAGGUUACUGAAAAAACUCUUCAGUGUAAUUGAAUUGAGAACUUAAACCUGACUUUGAAAAUGCCAUCUAGACUUCUAACUUCAGCAGUAAUUGCACUUGUGCUGUUCUCAUUUUGUAGUAUUUUGUAUAUAGUGAGCUGAUUGUUUUGAUCAUCCAAUCAAAUGUUCAAUAUAUUUUUUACUGCCUUUAUUUAUGCUAAAUGCUUUUUUCAUAUUCUGCUAUGCAACCUUCCGACUGAGUGAAUGCCUCGUACAUCAAGCUGUCAUUGUAAUCAGUUCAUGUAUUUUGCAUCGUCGUGCCAACGCAAAGAACAAAUAAAUGUUUUUCAUGAUUGCAAA